UGUUCGCGUGUCAUAUGCCCUUCACUUUCGUUGCACCUAUUUUCUGUCAUGGAAGUUUCGCACGGAAGAGUUUAUUUUCUGAGACUUGAGAACUCUUCAUUGCGAGAGUGGAAAAUAAUUGCGAAUUUUCUUAGCACGAAAAUUGCCAUGUCAAUUACACGUCUUUUGUGAUUGGUUGCGGAGAAAGAAUACAGAAAACACGAUGGAUCAAUUCAGCCAGAUACCAUGCCGGGACUUUUCAACCCCCCCCUUAACUGGCCCAUGACCGUGAAUUUAACACCUGUGUCGGAGGCAACGACGCCUCGCCAUGCCUAGUCCAACGUCGGUCGCCGCCUCCAGAAGCGUCGGCAGACGUCGAGGUGAAAGUUUUCCAUUAAGAACUGGCAAUACGGUUGCAGCGGGUAGUUCCAACGCUCUUAUGUAUGCCGCCCAACAGGGCAAUGUUGAGAGGGUUCGAGACUUGAUACGCGAACAGCGUCCUCUUCUAUACGAAAGAGACAGAACCAAAAAAACUGCCUUGCACUACUGUUCCACUAGCAACAACAAAAGAUCAGCCCAAGUUGCGGAUUAUCUAGUCAUGGCAGCUCCAGAGCUCGUUGAAAGUAAGGAUGAAGAUGGUUUCACUCCCCUUCAUCUCGCUGUCAUCGCUGGUAACAUGCCAUUGGUAACCUUUCUUCUUGCCAACAAUGCCGACGUUAAUGCUGUUGAUAACGAGAAGCACACAGUUGUGCAUUGGGCCACUGUCUGCGGUGAAACAGAGGCGUUACGAUCUGUGAUUGCGGCAGGGGCUCCAGUAUCCACCCCAGAUGUCCACAGGGGCUACCCUCUGCAUUAUGCUGCCCAAAUGUGUGGUGGGAAUGAAAAGGACUCCUCCCUUGGAUUUCAAGUGCUAAAGACCCUGCUCACCACCAACGGUAUAGAUGUUAAAGUCGAAGAUGGCGAUGGAAGACAACCACUCCUCUGGGCGGCAAGUGCAGGAUCAGCAAAGGCUAUUUUGGCACUCAUUAGGGCUGGUAGUCCAGUAGAAGCUGCUGAUAAAGAUGGUUUAACAGCUUUACAUUGUGCAGCAUCAAGAGGACAUACCGACUGUAUCGACACACUACUAACGUUGUGUGGUGCAUCUUGUGACAUAAUAGAUAGUAAUGGAUGUACUGCACUUCACUACGCUGUUACGCUAGGUCAUGCAGAUGCGACUGCUCUUCUGUUAGCCCACGGUUCAGAUCCAAACAGACAAGAUAGAAAAGGAAGAAGCCCAGCUCACUGUGGAUGCUCGAAAGGUCAGUUUGAAACUGUGAAGAUGAUUGGUAUUCAUGGUGCCAACUUAUGGUUGAAGAAUGCUAGAGGAGAUCUACCACUCCACGAAGCUGCUGCCUCAGGAAGACGAGAUUUGGUUAAAUGGCUUCUCACCAUGAGACCAAGCCAAGUUAACGCUAGGAACAAUGAUGGAAGAUGUCCUCUCCAUUUGGCAGCUUUGAAUGAUAAUGCAGAUAUGUGCAAGAUCUUAUUGGAUUCGGGAGCUCAUAUCAACCCCGUUUUAAGGACUUCCAAAAACCUCUUCAUGACCCCACUUGACUGUGCUCUUCGUAGAGGGUUCAGAUCGACAGCUAAGUACCUCCAACUUCACGGUGGAAUACCAGCGUCUAGGUUGCACAGCGAACCUCAACAAAACGUCAACAGUGCCGUUAGUUUACAGAUAAGAGACGAUAUAACUUUUUGGGGGGACACCAGCUCUAAUAGUGAACGAGAGAACGGGGAGCUCAACAAGCACUUUGCAAAAAUUCAAAAGAAGAAACUCGCACAAAAAUACAAACGAAAACGAGCCUCAGCGUCGGGUAGCGAACUCGAGGAGAGAUUGAGUGCGAAAUUAGGCAAGCACAAAUCUGGUAGUAGAAAGCACAGUGAAAAAUCAAGAUUCCCAAAAAUGCGAGACGAUAGCGCUUCUAGUGUAGCACCCAUUCCUAGGAAAUCUUCUAGAAGUAGAUUCGAUUACAGUAACGAGAUUGUCAUAAACGGAAACACUGAAAUAAACAUCCACCAAUCCAGAGCGAUUUCCGUUGGUAGAGAAGUCGAAGAUAUUCCUAUAAAUCAACAAAUUCAUGAAAAAAUUGUAUCAAGCAGAAAUACUAAAGAAAGUUAUACGCGUCCAAAGAGUGCCAAGCAUGGAGUUAAAAUAAAAACGGUAAGAUCUGACUCCGACAGAAGUAGCACCAGUGGUUCAAGUAGAAAGUCAAGAAUGUCAAAUAAAAAGCUCGGUAAUCUCGAACUGAGGGAUCAAGCAACAAAUACUAUUGAAAAAAUGAAAGAUAGAGCUUCAUCUCUUAAUGUAUCGAAAACUGAUGCUGCAGUCCUAACAGAUGAAUAUUUGAUGGAUUUACCUAAAGAACAAAUCAUCAAACCAACCUUUCAGUCUUCUAGGAUGUCGGACACAAGUGAAGAUCUAGAAAAACAGCAAAACAUUAUAGUUGAAGCGUCAAUUCACGAACCUCCAAAGAAUUUUAGUGAUGAUGAAUUAAAACAGCCUUUGGAAAAUUUGGAAAUAUUACAUGAAUCUGAUACCAAACUUCCAGAUGAUCAGGUAGUAGAAGAAAGUAUAGAAAAUAGGAAAUCAGAGUCUUUAGAAAAUAUUAGCAAAAUUUCUAAUGAUAUGGACAAUACUGAGAAAAGUACAUCAGUAGAUAAAUCAGCAAAUAAAGAUGAGCAUGAGAAUAGUUCAAUAAAAGAAGAUAAUUCUCUGAUGAAUUCAUCGAAAGAGAUUGACGAUAAAACCAUAACAUCUGUUGAGGGAGAUAUUGAAACGAAAGAAAUAGUCGAAGGCAUACAAGAAAUAACGGUUAAGCAAAAAAAAGAAACUCUAACAAAUGAAGAGCCAGAAGUGGACGAAAAAAAUUCAAAAGAUGAAAAUAAUGAAGAAAAUGAACAAACCAAUAUUGCCAUAGAAAGAACUGACACAGCCUUCGACGAAGAAAGUCCAAGAGAUGGUCAAGAAGAAACAGCUUCAAGUGAGAGAUCUCGGAAACUGAAAAAUCUAAAAAGAAUUCUUUCUCAUGACACAUUUCUUCGAAAUCAGGAACCUUCAGAAGAUAGCCCCGAAAUGAACGAAGCAGCCAGAGAAGUAGCAAACGCUGCAAUUAGUCUGAUCAGUUUGAAUAUAGAACAAGAACUAUCACUCAAAAUUCAUGGUGAAGAUCAGACGGAUUUAGACAAAGCAGAAGUUCGUGAUCCAGAGCAAAGUGAUAGAACGGAGGAUGUAACUUCCAACACUGAUAUUUUUAAUACAGGUGACACUACAGUUAGGCAAAUAUCAGAAGAUCACUCUCACCAGGUAAAUAAUAAUGAAGAAGGAAAAGAAGGAAUAAGCAAUAAUGUGGGAGAUAUAUUGGAUAAGGCUUUCGGAGAAACAGUAGCUGAAGCUGAUCAAGAAGUGACGAAUUCUAUUUCGAAGGCAGGUAAACAGAUGAGAGAAUUAAGAAGACCAAGAGAUUCCUUAAUUAAAUCACCAACAGAAGAUUCGCCUGUAUCCUCACUCAGCGAAAAUAGAACACACAAAAGUUUCACAGUUCUUGACGAUAGAGAAGUGGUUGAAAAUAAAACAAGGAGGAGAAGUGAAAAAAAUAAGCUCAGUAAACAAAGGUCAAAAUCGGAAGAAAACGAAACAAAAGGUAAAAAUGAAACUUACAGAAAGAGUAAAAUUCCUACUGCAUUAGGAAAAACAAUGCUGUCCAAAAGUGAAAAGUAUCUAAACCGUAUCGAUAAAGAAAAUGUGGAACUCAAUCAUCGGAUUCCAUCACUUCCCGAAAUGAAUGAGUUAAACAACACUAUGAAUGAAACAUAUAGAUCCCGGUCUACAACAUCUGCUCGUAGGAGAGUUUCGAUAUAUAGUGAUGAAAAAGGGAGUGGCUCAGAAGAUGGCGAGGAAAAAACCAGAUUACCUUCCAGGAGAAGAAAAAUUAGAAAAAGAUCACAUCGUAGGGAUUCUAGAAGUGCUGGAAGUGAUUAUGAGAGUAGUAAUGUUAUAGACUCUGGGUUUGAGCCUAGUCCUAGGAGUGUGAGAGUGCCAAAAUGGAAAAAUAUGACUGAACGAGGAGUCAAUAUGACGUCUGUUACCCAAAGCAUACAGUCUAACAUAAGAAGAUACCACCUAGAAAGAAAAAUUUUUCAACACCUACUGGAACUGAAGAGAUUGCAGAUCCGAUCCGGCCAACACAACGAAGCCACUUUGGUCAAAAGAGCCAUCGAUGCCUACCACACAUCUUGCGCAUCUACUGUAGGAGCUGGCCGAUACAUUUCUAGGGACUUGUCUUUCAAGGCUUUUGAAAAGUUUCUAUACGAUUCAUUGAGGAAGUUGCAAAAGACUGAUGCCGAUUACUUGAAGGGGCUUCCAGAGGCACCAAAUAAUCCACUACUUUGCACCAGGAGUACGCACAGAUGCAUGCACGCUACGCAUGCUUAUACCGGUGUGCCAUGUGCAGCAUACUUACCGAAAUUGGAUCACCACACAAUACCUAAGAUUGGGUUCAACGAUUGCAAACCUGGAACCGGAGGAUUCCUUCCAAAUAUCAAUCCAAAGAAAUCGGUGACCCUUGAACUCUGCCACGGAAACGACAAACAAGUCAUAUCACUGCCUGCUGAUCGUCUGGAUCAGAACAAACGUUAUUAUGUGACAUUCACAGUGAAAGGAAAUGAGGACGAUGUCGAAGAAAAAGAAAUUGGUGUUACAGAAACUGCUCACAGACAUUCUAGAAGUGACUGAGGGAUUUUAAUGUCAUAAAUAUUCAACUGUUUAGAAAAAGUUUUAUUCUUGUUGUGUAAAGUAUUGUUGAAAAUAUCAUAUUUUA
Harmonia axyridis is the source of this 4835-nucleotide messenger RNA. Its product is annotated as ankycorbin. Gene Ontology annotation, cellular component: ciliary inversin compartment. Gene Ontology annotation, biological process: protein localization to ciliary inversin compartment. Lineage: Eukaryota; Metazoa; Arthropoda; Insecta; Coleoptera; Coccinellidae. The transcript is spliced from 9 exons. The record is from RefSeq and is a predicted model, not a curated record. Gene Ontology annotation, molecular function: protein binding. The coding region runs from base 308 to 4750 and encodes 1480 amino acids.